Molecule: messenger RNA, 1746 nt
Organism: Chelmon rostratus (copperband butterflyfish)
Lineage: Eukaryota; Metazoa; Chordata; Actinopteri; Chaetodontiformes; Chaetodontidae
Product: histone-binding protein N1/N2-like
Exons: 14
Coding region: 119-1576 (485 amino acids)
Biological process (GO): CENP-A containing chromatin assembly; DNA replication-dependent chromatin assembly
Cellular component (GO): nucleoplasm
Molecular function (GO): histone binding
Source: RefSeq, a predicted model, not a curated record
GGAAUAUUUCGCGCCAAAUUGAAACAACUGUGCAGUGAGUCUGAGCGGACGACUUGAGACACGGACCCCCCCGGUUUUACUUUUAACGUUUCACCCGUCGUUUCUCAGUUAAGCCAACAUGGAGGAGGCCAACAAGCUAAUCGGCACGGGCAAGAAGCACCUGGUGAUGGGGAAGGUGGUGGAGGCGGUGAGCGCCCUGCAGGAGGCCUGCAGCCUGCUAGCUAAAAAGUAUGGAGACACAGCAGACGAGUGUGGAGAGGCUUUCUUCUGGUGUGGCAAAGCUCUGCUAGAUUUGGCGAGGAUGGAGAACUCGGUCCUGGGUAAUGCUCUGGAAGGAGUGCCAGAGGAAGAGGAGGAUGAACAAAAUGUCAAGGACUCCAAAGUUGACAGCACAGAAAACAUUGAUGAGAAGACCAGAGAUGAGCUGCGGGUUCAGGUGUACGACGCCAUGGCGGAGAAGAAGGGCGAAGACGCGGAGAAGAAGGGCGAAGACGCAGAGUUGGUGGAAGGGAAGCAGGGCAAAGAUGCAGAGAAGAGCGGUGACGUAGAAAAGAUGGAGGCUGGUGACCAGCAGCAGAACACGGAGAAGGAAAAGAAAGAUGAGCAGAAGAGUGACGUCAAUGGAAGCAAGUCUGAAGGUGAAGACAAGACAGAAAAGGUCAAGGAGGAUAAGACAGAAUCAGGAGAGAAGGAAGAGGACGCACAAGAAGAGGAGGAGGAGGAGGAAGAAGACUGUGACGACGGUGACGCAGAAAUGGAGGAUGAUGCAGAAGAGCCAGGUGAAGGAGACGCCGCUGCUGACAAGGACAGUGAGGAUGAGGAGGUGGGCAACCUGCAGCUGUCCUGGGAGAUGUUGGAAGUCGCUAAAGUCAUCUUUAAAAGGAAUGAGACGAAGGAGAGUCAACUCAUGGCAGCUCAGACUCACUUGAAACUGGGUGAAGUUUCUGCUGAAUCAGGAAAUUACACACAGGCGUUGGAGGAUUUCCAGGAGUGUCUGGAGCUGCAGGUGAAGCAUCUGGACCCAGACAGCCGCCUGCUUGCUGAGACUCACUACCAGCUCGGCCUGACCUACAGCUUAAAUCUCCAGUACAGCCAGGCCAUCGAGGAGCUGAAGAGCUCCAGCUCUGUCAUAAGGAGCAGGCUGGACAAACUGCAGGAGGUGCUGGACAAGGCCAAGGACCCAGAGGCUGUGCCUGAGGAGAGGAAGGAGAUGGAGGAGCUGAAGGCUCUGCUGCCAGAGAUCCAGGAGAAGGUGGAGGACGCCACGGAGGGUCUGAAAACGGCGAGCGCUGCUGCUGCUGCUCAGGAGGACGGAGGCUCCACUUCCUCUGCGCUCCCUGGGUCCUCUGUACAGAACGGUGACUCUUCAGCCAGUUCAAAGACUAACGGCACACCAACCAACGGAGUCAGUUCCACCAACGGACACGCCUCCACCGCUGCAGUGUCUGACAUCUCCCACCUGGUCAGGAAGAAGAGGAAACCGGAGGAGAGUCCAGUGAAGGAGGGCGUGGUUAAGAAGGUGAAGCAGGAUGCUGGUCAGACUAACGGUGUUCACAAAGGCAAUGGAGAGACUUAACAGUCCGGAAGUCGAGCUGGACCCCCUCCAUGUUUUUGUCUCCACCCAAGAAGAGAUUCACCGACAUGCCAAGCUCUUACGGUUGCUACGCUUGUUUGCUGUUGUAAAUAUGUGCAUUGUUUUCUAUGCCAGUUGUAAUGUCAGUGUUGGUUCACACAUGUAACCCAAGA